Messenger RNA from Amblyraja radiata (thorny skate), 1242 nucleotides. RefSeq names its product DnaJ heat shock protein family (Hsp40) member B2 (gene dnajb2). NCBI's taxonomy places the organism in Eukaryota, Metazoa, Chordata, Chondrichthyes, Rajiformes, Rajidae. The coding region runs from base 117 to 974 and encodes 285 amino acids. The record is from RefSeq and is a predicted model, not a curated record. The transcript is spliced from 11 exons. Gene Ontology annotation, molecular function: Hsp70 protein binding.
GGCUUUAUUGUCGACGUCGGCGGUGAGAUCAGAGAGUGAAGCGGCGGCGGCUGGAGGGCGGGAGGGCGGGAGCAGAGAGCCGACACCGCGGCAGCAAGGCGGCAGCUGUGGUGGAAAUGGUGGACUACUACAAUACUUUGGGGAUCCCUCGCAGUUCUUCUCCAGAAGACAUUAAGAAAGCUUACCGGAAGCUGGCUCUGCGAUGGCACCCUGACAAGAACCCAGAUAACAAGGAUGUGGCAGAGCACAAGUUCAAGGAGAUAGCGGAGGCGUAUGAAGUGCUAUCAGACAGAAAUAAACGAGACAUUUAUGACAAGUAUGGAAAAGACGGAUUAGUUGGACCAGGUGGCAGACCGCCCAGAAUGGGCACAGAGUUUCCAGAUUUUAUCUUCUCGUUCCGUAGCCCUGACGAAGUAUUUAGGGAGUUCUUUGGCGGACGAGAUCCUUUCGCAGAGUUGUUUGAUGAUUUUGGUCCUUUUUCUGAAUUGGGAGGCAGUAACAGAUCUCGACAACCUGGAUCUUUGUUCUCAUUCCCUUUUCCCACCGGAUCAGAAUUCUCCUCGUUCUCCACCAACUUUGGCGGCGGUGGAAUCGGCAAUUUCCGAUCGAUCUCGACCUCCACGAAGUUUGUCAAUGGCAAGCGCGUGACCACCAGAAAGGUUGUGGAGAACGGUGAAGAGAGGGUGGAGGUGGAGGAGGAUGGGCAGCUGAAGUCGGUUCGAGUGAACGGUGUGGAAGACCAGAUGGCCCUCGCGUUGGAGAUGAGCAAGAGGGAGGAGAGGCAGCGACUGGAGGCCGAGACCUCGCGAGGGGGGACGUCCGCUGGGAACCUGCCCCCCGGCCCCGGCCCCGGCUACGCGCGGGACGAGGACGAUGAGGACGAGGACCUCCAGCUGGCCAUGGCCUACAGCCUGUCGGAGAUGGAAGCCCAGGGGCGCGGAGCAGGAGCGGAAUUCCAGGCAUACUCAGGCUGACUAGCUAUCGUUAUUUUCCAACAGGAUUGGAAGUCAGGGGUGGAGGCUGGCACGACCGGGGCGUAUUUGACAGGCAGUACUCGCGAUGGCUGGGAGAUCAACGCUGUAACGGUUCUGAGCUGUUGUUUCUCCAAAUUCAUUUUAUGCAGGAGCACUUUAACUGGGAAUAUGCAGCACUGUCCUUUGUGUGUUUGAAAAUGACCGGACAAUUCGGAGUGCACCAUGUGUACGCAGCAAUUUACUGUUUAAUGAAAGAUUCUGUUCUGAA